Messenger RNA from Oryza sativa Japonica Group (Japanese rice), 1655 nucleotides. RefSeq lists its product as uncharacterized. Lineage: Eukaryota; Viridiplantae; Streptophyta; Magnoliopsida; Poales; Poaceae. The record is from RefSeq and is a predicted model, not a curated record.
AUGAAGAACAUGUCUAUUGGAGAUGUCAAGCCUAUUGAAGUGGAAAACAAGCCAUCUACCUCCACUCAAGAUGAGUUAUCUACUUCCGCUAUGCCAAGAAAAGCUCAAGUUGAAGUGGAGGAGGAGAAGGCACAAGAUCCACCUAUGCUAACAAGGAUACACACCGCUCUUUCCAAGGAUCACCCAAUUUACGAGCCAAAACAUGUAGAUGAAGCUCUUGGUGAUCCGGAUUGGGUAAAUGCUAUGCAUGAAAAGCUCAACAACUUUGCAAGAAACAAGGUAUUUUGCAAGGAGUCUGGUGAUAUGAUGUCUAGGGAAUUUGAGAUGUCCAUGAUUGGAGAGUUGAGCUUCUUUCUUGAACUUCAAAUCAAACAACUCAAGGACGGGACGUUCAUGAGCCAAACCAAGUACAUCAAGGAUCUACUCAAGAGGUUUGGCUUGGAGGAUGCGAAGCCCAUCAAGACACCUAUGGCAACCAACGGGCAUCUCGACCUUGAUGAGGAGGAGGGGGGUGGACCCGAGGCCCCGCCUGUCAGCUCCUCCCCCUUCCUCCAGCCACCUCGCCAGCAACCGCCCGUGGCCGCCAUUGUCGCCCACUCCGUCGCAAAAUCCGCACCACCCCGCCCCUCCCGCUCACGCCCAAGUGGUGGAACUGCACCCCCACCACCUCCUCCACCAUUUCACCAAUUUUCCACCAAGAAAACGGCACCGGUUUGCCCCGCCACGCGCCCACGUCGCCACCCCACACCGCCGGUGGUUGCCGCCCCGAAUCCGCAUCGCCCCAGCCCACUGUCGCCCUCCCGCGCCCAUAAAACUCCUCCCCACACUCCCCUCGCUCGUUUCCCCAACUUUCCUGAGCCCAUCGGGCCUUCUCCCGCUCUCCCCGCGCGAGCCCGAGCUCCGCCGCUCGCCGCCGUGCUUCCAGCCGCACGCCACUGCCGCUCCAGACGCCGUCGCGCCACGCCGCCACCACCAUUUGCAUCGCCGUGCCAUGCCACACCCUGGCCCCUACUCCUUUUCCCGUCUCCGCCUCCGAAACACUGCCGCAACGCGCGCCCGAGCUCCGCCGCCCGUCGACGCCCUCUAGCCGGUCGCCACCGUUGCUCCCGCCACCACCGCUCCGCGCAACCGCCACCGACGGCUUCGCUGUGUCAUGUCGUACCCCGGCAUCCCCUCCGCUCCUCCAUUCCGCCGCUGGAACCGUCACUCCACCACACCACCCGAACCGCCACCAUAGCAGCCACCUCUAGUCGCCUCUCGACGCCGUUCCCGACCACCUCGCGCUGUGUCGUCGCCUUCCUCGGCACCGCAGUCAUCGUGCGUAGCCCGUCCAGCCCUCCCUCCUCGCGAAUCAUCGUGAGAGACCGCUUCCCUCCGUCCAAGGUUCUUCCGGCCGCUGUCCGCGAGUUCCCGCUCGCGGAAGGCCGCCGGAGCGCCAUCCGCUUCGCCUCCUCGAGGAGCGCCGCCGCCUCUACCCAUCGCCAGCCACCUCCGGCUCCGCCUCGUCGGCCCGCACGCUCACAAAGAUUAUAUUUAUGAUAACUCGAUGAAUUACAUGAACAGGAUUAGAGUGUCAUAAAGAUGGAAGCACUAAUCCUGAUAACGCAAGCCGUCAUGACAAGUUUACCUCUAGUUGAAGAUCGAAUCGAUGAAGC